This is a messenger RNA of Aegilops tauschii subsp. strangulata, 2207 nucleotides long. RefSeq lists its product as uncharacterized. The record is from RefSeq and is a predicted model, not a curated record. NCBI's taxonomy places the organism in Eukaryota, Viridiplantae, Streptophyta, Magnoliopsida, Poales, Poaceae. Gene Ontology annotation, molecular function: protein binding.
AUGCCGCCUCACCCCUCCACACCUGCAGCCCACGCACCCGCCCUCGCCGUCGACUUCUACUUCUCCUUCAUCCGCUCCCACUGCCACUGGACCGUGCAGGACAUCCUGUUGGGGAUCUCACAUGUUUCAGAUUCAGUUGAGGUCAAUGUUAUGCUAUUGUGCCCCGUCCUUCCUUUUGAUCGGCAUUUUUCUUUCUGGUUUUCCGAUCUAAUCUUGAUCGGUUUGUGUCGCCUGCCGCCGCCGUCGAACCCUGUGCGCCUCUACUCCGACCCAGGCGCGACCAACCGGCCUCUCCUCCGAUCCGGCGGCUACGACCAAUCAGCUCCGACCGGGACAUUGCAUCGCCCCGACCCGGCGGCCUCGCGCCAUGCGACGGCCAAUCAUAGCCGUCGCUCACACGCCGGCCCGCCCAUUGAUCCACGUCACCCGCCUCCGUCGUGUCUGCACGAUGGCCCGGCGGUCUACAUCACCGGCCUCGUGCUCGACUGCGUCGGGCUGACUGCAUCAGACUCGUCGGCUACCUCAGCUCGGGCCCCGCUGCUACAUUGGUCGCUCGGGCCUCGCUGCCCGGGCGCCGGCGCUGCUUUGGCAGCCCGGGUGCUGGUGCUGACAAGCUCGUCCGCACGACAUCCCACGCCGUCCGUCGUCGCCGGCCUCAUCCCGGACUCCGCCGCCACCACUCCUCCAUCGAGCGGCGUCCCUGACCUCGCGCGCGAUCGGCUUGAUCACCCGCUCGCCGCCGCGAUCCGCCUCCUCUACGCCGCGCCACCGACCUGGCCCGUUACUGACGCGCGCCUCCGCAAGUCCCGGCCCGUUACAAGCCCACUUCGGCAGAACAAAGAAAAAAUCACUCUCCCCCAACUCCAGCAGGCAGCCGCACACAUCCGCCGCCGCUGGCACCUCCGCGAGGGUUCCCGGCGGCCACCUCUUCUGCUGACCGGUCAGGAGAUGGCGUCACCUCUGACGGACCUCCCCGUCCACCUCCUGGCCGAGAUCUUCCUCCGGUUGCUCGACCCGGCUGACCUCGCCCGCGCCUCCGCGACCUGCGUCACCUUCCGCCGACUCGCCGCCGACGGCUCCUUCCUCCGCACCUUCCGCGGCCUCCACGCCCCGCUCCACCUCGCGCUCCUCAACCUCGGCGGGUUCCACCCAGCCCUCCCGCCUCACCCCUCCGCGCCCACCGCCCGCGCGCUCGCCCUCUUCGCCGACUUCAAGUUCUCCUUCCUCCCCUACCACCGCCAAUGGAUCGUGAGGGACGUCCGCGCCGGCCGCGUCCUCCUCUCCCGUAAGAUCACAAAAGAUGGGCAGCCCCGAGUCUUCCCGGAGCUCGCGGUGUGCGACCCCUUGCACCGGCGGUAUGUCCUGCUUCCCCCAGUGCCUGACAACCUAGCGGCAUCGGUGGAGCACCGGCUCCCUCACCCUUUCCUCGCUCCCCUCAGCGAGGAGGAGGCAGCACCGGCGGAAGAGACGGCAUUCAGGGUGAUCUGUUUGGCACUUGGCAAAACUAAGCUGGCGGCCUUCGCCUUCCCUUCGAGCACGGGACAAUGGCGAGAUGCUGCAUCCAAGGAUUUGAGUGAUUUGGGCCUUGGCAUGCGUGACUCACACAUGAUUUCAUGGAUGAACCCUUUUAAUCUCAGGCGCCAUUAUGCUUAUGGCUGCUUCUACUGGGACUUUCUCGUGGUCAAGCGGAACCUGUUGCUCGUGCUUGACAUCAGGAGGAUGGAGUUCUCCAUUGCAGAACUCCCACCCGGAGAAUGGUAUAGGAAAGGUGUAGCCAUUGUUGAGGCAGGGGAAGGCAGGCUUGGGAUGUUUGGUCUCCGUGGUGAAAAUGAAAUGACAUCUGAUCUCAGUUAUACCAUUUUGCGAAACAGAGGUGAGAGUCCCAACCAGUGGCUGAUGGAGAAGACAAUCUCACUAGAUUCUGGGUACCAUUAUUUUAUCAAAGCUGUAACAGAGAGGUGUUUGCUAUUGAUGAGAACAGAAUCCCUGCCAGGUUCACCUAUAGAGAAGCCACUACUUGAGUAUUUCACAAUGGACAUUGAGACAUUGCAGUUUCAGAGGGUUUGUGCGAAACGAUUCAAGCUUAGGCUGCCCCCGUCAAGCAUAUAUGCCUACUUUUUUCAAACCGGGAUAUAUGCCAACUUUCCUCCAUCGUUGUUACCUCCACGGACAGUAUGAAGUGGUAAAAUUUCUAUGCAUCCUUGUUA